Poecilia latipinna (sailfin molly) is the source of this 2459-nucleotide messenger RNA. RefSeq names its product leucine zipper transcription factor-like 1 (gene lztfl1). The record is from RefSeq and is a predicted model, not a curated record. The transcript is spliced from 10 exons. Gene Ontology annotation, biological process: negative regulation of protein localization to cilium. NCBI's taxonomy places the organism in Eukaryota, Metazoa, Chordata, Actinopteri, Cyprinodontiformes, Poeciliidae. Gene Ontology annotation, cellular component: cytoplasm. The coding region runs from base 261 to 1157 and encodes 298 amino acids.
AGGCAUUCUCAAGACAAACACUAGCUGGUUAGCUAGGCUAGCAUAUCUCCAGGAUAAUCUUACAGUUGUGAGAUAACGGAAAUUUUGCUCAAUUUGUUUACUUAAACAAACAUAUAAAAGAUUUUACUGGAUUUCGAACUCAUCAUAUCGACUCUGGCUUUUAGUCUUCCUUGCGUACGUUGUCUAAAUUAGAUAAAUUCUGCUUCUUUUUUUUAAAGGAUCAGCUCAAGCUAACUUAGUUACGUUGCAAAACAGCCAUUAUGGCUGACUUUGGGUUUAACGAACACCAUCAGUCUGAAAUCAUCAACUACAUGCGAUUUGCUCGUUCAAAGAGGCUCUUGAGGCUCAAGGCUAUUGACUCAUGUUUUGAAGAACUCAAAGACAGCAGGCUGGUGGAGGACACCUACACAGUGGAUGAGGUUAGGGACAUGCUGGACGGGCUGCAGAUGGUGGUCCGGGGGGAGGUGGAGAUGGAGCUGAUCAACACGGCCCACACUAACGUGCUGCUGCUCAGGCAGCUUUUCUCUCAGGCCGAGAAGUUUUACCUUCGACUCCAGAGCGAUGUCUCUGAGCUGGAGAACAGGGAGCUGUUAGAGCAAGUGGCUGAAUUUGAGAAGACUGACUUUAAAAUAACCAAUAAGCUAAACCAGGAAACAAGUAAACUCAAGUUGGCACCACUGAAUGAGGGUGGGGUGUCUGAGCUUCUUAACAAGGAGAUAGCGAAACUACAAGAGGACAAUGACAAACUGAAAUCCAGGCUGCGGACUUUAGAAUCACAGGCCAUGAGUGUACUAGAUGAGAAAGCAAAAUUAGAGAGAACUCUGAAGGAUCUGCAGAGGACACAAGGAGAGCAAAAGCUUUCUGCUCAAACAAAGGAAAUCAACAACCUGGAGGACACAGUAGCAGCUCUGACGGAGGACUAUGAAAGAUCGCUUAGUGCCAACGAGGCAACCCAAAAGGAACUGAAGGAGAGUCUAAUCACUGCCAAGCACGAACUUCUGCGAGUGCAGGAGCAGCUGUCCUUGGCAGAGAAGGAGUUGGAGAAGAAAUUCCAGCAAACUGCAGCGUACCGCAACAUGAAGGAGAUUCUGACCAAAAAGAACGAGCAGAUAAAAGAAAUUAGGAAACGAUUGCAGAAAUACGAGCCAGACGACUGAGAUUUCGCAUGUUUUCAUUAGAAAGACGGGACCAAAAUUUUUCUGACUGAUUUGGGACAAGAAACUACCAGUUCUGGUGUUUUUUAUUUUUAUUUCUGCUUUUUCUGGCGUUCUCUGUCCCUGUUAGCUUCAUUAAACAGCAGGUUGGUCAGCUGGGGAAACCCAUGGGCGAAUACGCAGAGGAUCUGAUGACGUGUGUGUUUUUUUAUGGUAGCUGGCAGAUUUCCCUCAGUGCUCUAUGCAAUAAGCAGCAUUUACCUGUUUGAAGGGGCCUUGUCCUUUUGCUCACCUGGACAGAACUAUACUGCCUGCCUGAAGCUUUGUAGUCUUAGUGUGCCUUGCAAAACUAUUAAAAGCUCUAGAAAUUUUCACAUUUUAUCAACAUGUUUUGUAGGGGUUUUAUAUGCUAAAUCAACACCGCAACAGUUAUCUCAGUCAAAUUUAGGUCUGUGCUUUGACUAUUCCGCUUUAUUGUAUCCAACUGUGGCUCCGGCUGUAUGUGUAGGGUCAUUCCUGACCCCAACAAACACUCUCACACCCACAUCCUUUAGCCCUAUGUAUGUAGCAGGUUCUAAAAGGGUGUCUCCUGCUCUUACUCCAUGUAUUUUCUCCAUCCAUUUAAACAAAAAAAGCCUUGCAAUGUUAUUUUAUAACCCAAAUCUGCUCCAAACCUCUCUAAUUGACAUCUGAGGCCUUCAAAGAACAACUAGAUUUAUACUGAAAUAAGAAUACACACAAGUUAUUUACUACCUGGUUGUACCAGAGUUUGCAUAGGGGUCUCAAAAUAAAAGCAAGCCACACCUUUCAGAGCCACUUGUUUUCCUUUUGUAGCACAACUUGUGUCGUUUUAUCUUAUAAAAUCCCAGUGAAAUACACAACGCAUCAAAAUGUUGAAAAAGGAGUAUAAAUAGAUUUGCAAGGCACUGUGCAGGACAUUGUAAGUAAAUUCUCAUAUUUUGCUCAUCAGUCUUAACUUUAGCAGCACCUUAAAGUCCAAGGUCCAAGUUUAAGACAAAGUUACAAAUAAACUCUAAACCACUUUCCAUUUUAGGACACUCUUGCUAAUCUAAACAUUUAAUAAUAUUAAUAUUCCACUCUAAAAUAUUUCCAAUAAUCUGUAACUACAAUGUAUCUGCUCUUACAUAUAGAUGUAAAGGGCCUAGAAUAUUUUUGGUGUUGAAUCCUUGCAUAUUUUUUGUAUUGCUGUACAUAAAUGAUUUUCAUGAUACAAAAUGCUCUUGUAGAGUGUGCAUUUAACCGGUUUGUGAAAUUUUAAUGGGUUAAUAAAAAGGUGUGACCAAA